Molecule: messenger RNA, 2973 nt
Organism: Monascus purpureus
Lineage: Eukaryota; Fungi; Ascomycota; Eurotiomycetes; Eurotiales; Aspergillaceae
Source: the annotation of a GenBank genome assembly
AUGUCCUUCACAGAUUCCUCGCUUGUAAUCGGCAUUGAUGUCGGGGGCACCAACACCGACGCGGUGCUCCUCGACACCAAGCAGACCGGCUCAGAAGCGAUUGUCUCCUGGCACAAGACUCUGACAGAAGCCAAUGUCACUCUCGGACUGCAGAAGACGUUACAUGGCCUCCUCCAGAAAGCGCCAGGCAACGAACGGAAAAUCGCAGCGGUGACCCUCGGCACGACGCAUUUCCUGAACGCCAUCCUGGAGCACGAUGCCUCGCGUCUGGAGAAAGUAGCCGUGAUCCGUCUGGCGAGUUACGAGUUUACGAGCCAAACGCCCUCGUUCGUGGACUGGCCACCCGUCCUGCGGGGGUUGAUGCAGGGCCAUAUCGCCAUCGUUCCUGGCGGGGUUAAUAUCGACGGAAGCCUGAUUAUGGAUCUCGACGAGGCAUCCCUGGUCGAACAGGCGGAGAUAAUCCGAUCGAAGAAGUUGGAGAAUGUGGUCAUUGUCGGGGUUGGAUCGCCCAUGGAUACGGAAUUCGGACAGGAGUCCCAGGCGCGUCGGAUCUUGCGAGAACUGCUAGGGGAGGAUGUUAACAUCAUCUGUUCCCACGAGAUUGCCGGCAGUGGAAUCCUGUUCCGGGAGAAUGCGUCUAUCCUAAAUGCGUCCAUCGUCAACUUUGCCAGGCGGACUCUCCGAGGAUUCAGACGUGCCCUGGCUGAUCUGGGUCUCAAGUGUCCGCUGUAUCUGACGUCAAAUACGGGCCACCUUCUUUCUUUCACCGAUGCGAUCCAGUUCCCCAUCCGUGUGUUUUCAUCGGGUCCGACAAACUCCCUCCGCGGUGCGGCCUACCUGGCUGGACAGUUUAUGGGGAACGAAGGCGCCGUGGUGGUGGAUAUCGGGGGAACUACCAGCGAUGUGGGAUUUCUCCUACGCAACGGGUACCCGCGAUUGACGUCUUCUUAUAUCGAGAUCGCCGGAGUAAAAGUCAACCUUGAAGCGCUGCAGGUAGACAGUGCUGCGCUGGGCGGAGGCUCCAAAGUACACGUCAGCGAGGAUGAGAGCAAAGUCUCAGUCGGUCCGGACAGUGUUGGCUAUGAGAUCACGACGAAGGCGCUGUGCUUCGGUGGUUCUGUACCAACCGCGACAGACGUGGCUGUUGCGACAGACCGAGCAGUCAUUGGGACGACUGUACCGAAUCUGGCACCAGGGACUACUGAGAAAGCAACUGCACGGAUCAAGGCAAUCUUGGAAGGUCUGAUUGACCGGGUGAAGACGUCCGCUGAUCCUUGUACCGUCAUCCUCGUCGGCGGAGGAGCGCCGAUUUGUCCUGCCCAGCUUGAAGGGGUUCGCCAGGUCAUCCGUCCGGAGUAUGCCGCUGUCGCCAAUGCUGUCGGAGCCGCCAUUGCUCGCAUCAGCGGCCGGGCAGAGCGGAUGGCGGACCUCGCUUCGGUGGAAGCAGUGAAGGCCCAGGUCAAAGCGGAGGCACUGGCCGAUGCGCAGUCGCGCGGAGGCGAUAUCUCGCAGGCAAUGAUCACGAAGGAAGAGGUCACUGGUGUCCCAUAUACGCCCAACUCCAAGAAUGUGUCCGUUGAGGUUGCUUGUCCGGCGGAUCAUGCGAGGUUCCUUUCUACUUUCGAAAAUGAAAAGCCAGAGCAUGCACAUGCAGAGGAGGAGACAUGUAAGGAUGAAGCCAAUGCCGUUGACGAGAGAGAGGCAGUAUUGCGUGAAGGAGAGAAGUCGACCGUCGACAUCGCCAGUUAUCGUCCAACUGUGGACAGCUCCGGCCGGUGGUUCUUAUCCAAGACGGACCUGGAAUUCCUAGCACUGGGUUGCUACAUCCUAGGCUGCGGCGGCGGAGGCUCGCCAUACGGAACAUAUCUACAGCUCGUCAACCUGGUGGAGGAAGGACAGGCGCCUGUGAUCGUGAAUUCUACAUUUCUCGAAGCGAACGCAGUUCUUGCCCCGGUGGCCGGAGUGGGAUCUCCAGCAGUUGCCAACGAACGACCAGGAGGCAAUCUUGUUCUACACUCAUUGCAGGCGAUGGAGAAGGAGAUUGGGAAGCCAUACGAGGGCAUCUUCGCGGUGGAGAUCGGGGGCAGCAAUGGUCUUCAACCGCUGAUUUGGGGUUCUCCUAAAUACUACAACAUCCCGUGUGUCGACGGGGAUUUGAUGGGACGAGCAUAUCCUAAUUUUGAAAAGAUGACGAGCUUCAUCAAAACAACAGACGUGAACGAUCUCCUCCCCGUUGCCCUCUCCAGUGGGACGGGGCGUAAUGUGAUCAUCCCGGCAAAUCAACCGGAUUUGCAGACGGUAGAAGCCAAGAUCCGGGAUGCCUGUGUAGAAAUGGGGUCCGCAGCCGGCGCAACCGGACGCGUUCUCCAGAUGGAAGAAGUGCGUGACUUUGGGAUCCUAAACUCGCAUUCCCUGGCGUGGCGACUUGGACGCACGAUCGCACUAGCCCGACAACAGGGCCGUCUGUUUAAUGUGCCGCAGGACGUCAUACAGGAAUUCGGUGGCGAGGGCAGCGCGCGAGUGAUCUGUCGGGGCAAAAUCGUCAGCGUUGAGCACAACCUGACGGCAACGGCACACACGACGGGCAAAGUGGUACUGCAACAAUUAUCGCCGGACGACAGUGAGACGGAUGUGGGGCCAGCCGACAGCGUCCCACAGAUCGUGGUCGAGUUCGUCAAUGAGAACCUACGCGUGAAGGCUGUUUCGGCGGAGGGAUCCGAGGAGUGUCUUGCCAUUGUUCCGGACCUGAUUUUCUUGCUGGAUAUUUCCACCGGCGAAGCAAUCGGCACGCCUGAAUACCGAUAUGGCCUCAAGGUCAUCGUGAUGGCGGCCGGCCCACACCCCCUGUGGACGACGGAACGAGGCCUGGAAAUCGGAGGCCCUGCUGGCUUUGGGAUGCCGGAUCGUUAUCCAUCGACGCUGAAAUAUACGAGGCCGCGGAGUGUGAUUGAGGAGUUCCGGCAGGUUGAUUAA